GUAAUGCGACGCUAAUGAUGCUAGCUACCAUUAAACAUCAAAGAAGAAGAAGAAGCCCAGUACUCUCACUCUUGAGCUCAGCUACACAACAAUAACAAGAUUGUGCGAUGGUUCGGACACUGAGAUGACCUGCACCCUGCGCUUAUGACCCACACUGAACUUCAUAUUUAGCAGGUCCAAUUUUAGGUUCCACACAGGGUGACCCAUGCUUUCUGAUGAGCUCGACUCCAAACCAGAGCUGCUGGUGCAGUUUGUGCAGAACGCGUCCAUCCCGUUGGUGCCGGGUCUGGAGGACUCAGAGUCCAAACACUCCUGCCUGCCUCUGCUGGCUCCAGCUGAGAGCUCACUGUGCAGCCCGCUGGAGCUCACAGAUGGAGGCCUGAGCCAUGAGCCUGAGACGUCUCCCUCCCUGUCAGAGUUCGGAGGUGUGUCAGAGCGAAGCCCGUUAGUGGUCCAGACACACCCUCAUCCACGGGCCUCACCCAGCCCUCCACCCAUCCUCCAUGACCUCCAGCAGUCAGACAGCACUUCCUACGUCCUGCUGAACCUCGCAAAAGGCAUCACAGCCUCCUCUGAGUCCCUGAUCUUCGCCGCAGAUGGCACCGGGGAGGACGACGAUGAGGGGGUCUCGUCAGGCGACUACGGGAUAGAUGGCAGUGCUCCCUGGUAUCUGCGGGUACAGGAGCUGGCACACGACAGCCUGAUUGCCGCCACGCGAGCACAGCUUGCGAGAGAUGCUAAGGCCAGCCAGGACGCCAGAGCCGCAAGUGUCAGUAACGGUGACCACACACACAGUUUGACGGCGGACGGGGACAAGCGAGAGCUGCCGUCUCGGACCAGCCGCCCCCUCUCCAAGCAGAUCCUCCGCUGCUCGUUCGAGGGCUGCUGCAGGACGUUCACCUGGCCGGCUCAUCUCAAAUACCACCUCAAAACACACAGGAAUGACCGAAUGUUCAGGUGCGUCGCAGAGGGCUGCGGGAAGAGUUUCUACGUGCUGCAGAGGCUGCAGGUUCACAUGAGGACGCAUAACGGCGAGAAGCCCUUCAUUUGCAAGGAGAAGAACUGCGGGAAGAAGUUCACCACGGCCGGAAACUUGAAGAACCACAAACGCAUACACACAGGAGAGAAGCCUUUCCUGUGCGAAGCAGAUGGCUGUGGGCGAUCCUUUGCAGAGUAUUCCAGUCUAAGGAAACACAUGCUCGUACAUUCUGGUGAGAAGCCUCAUCACUGUGGGAUCUGUGGGAAGACUUUCUCUCAGUCGGGCAGCAGAAACGUCCACAUGAGGAAGAGACACGGAGAGGAAGGGCUCAGCAGUGAGAGCAGAGAGACAGGUGAGGCUCUGACGCAAAGCAGCCUGCUGGAGGCAGACGGCGAAAAUGGAGAUACUAUGGUCACCAUGACAACAACCGUGGAGCCUAUGAAUCUACACCACGCCAUGCUGAGAUCACCAGGCUCCGCAGACUCUGUGGUUGUUCUCUCUCAGCCACAUGAACUGGUGACCAUGACAACCGAAGGCCAUGCAUAUGGAGAAGAUGUGGUGGCGCUGCUGUAGUCUGACUGCCAUCAUGAAAAAUGUCACACACUGCCUAUUUCAGCAGCGCCAGACUGACAGUGACAGCGGACUAAACAUAGACAUCUCUCUGUAAAUAGAUUAAUUGCUCGUUCACCCCUGUAGAUAUUUGUAAUUAGCAACCGAUGAUGGUUUUAUUUUGACAAGCGUAAAAUGGCAAAGUUUGUACAAACAACCUUUUUUCCUCAAGUUUUUGAAAACAAAUACUCCCAAAGAAAUACUGAGACGGGUUUAAAAGUUUAUGAAAAUAUAAUGACCGUGCAUUGUUAUUUGCAUAAUAAUUGUAAACAGCAGUCUGGAGGUUAAAAUACACUGAUGGAAAAUAAGGCCCCCUUAUUUUUAAAACUUCAGUGGCUGAAAAGAUCCACUGUCAAAUUUAAAUGUACCAGACACAUGUAUCCCAAAGUAUCCUUAUUACUAAUUUUUAAAAAAUGUAAACACAUGUAAACCAGGCCACCCUGUUUAUCAGUCUGAGGAAAACUUCUAAAACAGAUUUGUGUAUCCUGAAAUGCCCAAAGCUGCAUUAACUGAGUUAUUGGUUCCAUCUUUCACUUAAAUGUCAACCUCCAGUGCUUCACUUGUUCUCUGAGUAAGGCAACACAUUGCUCAUUUACAGCUCAAUAUAUUAACACUUGAGAAUAACUGCUUUUUAAAAUAAGUUAAGAAUUACUCAUGAGGUUAGUUCUGCCCUUACGAAACAAACCGCAGAUGCCUGGGGGCCGUCAGAUGAGGCAGUGCACACAUUACCCGUGUUUGUUAUUGAGCACCACCUAAAAUCAGCAGUGUUUGUUCCUCCCUUCUCCUCAGUGGAUCUUCAGGUUGUGGAAGUGGUCCAACGUGGCGCCCAAAGCCCAGCUUGCCUCCACGUUGUUCACUUUCUUGGUCAACUAGGAGCGUAAAUAACCCAACACCAAAUCACUCAAAUGCCUUUUGUAUUUAUUGAAAUAAAAAAGUAACAGAUU
Epinephelus moara (kelp grouper) is the source of this 2532-nucleotide messenger RNA. RefSeq names its product zinc finger protein 410 (gene znf410). The coding region runs from base 206 to 1552 and encodes 448 amino acids. Gene Ontology annotation, cellular component: nucleus; PcG protein complex; transcription regulator complex. Gene Ontology annotation, biological process: regulation of transcription by RNA polymerase II; central nervous system development. Gene Ontology annotation, molecular function: RNA polymerase II cis-regulatory region sequence-specific DNA binding; DNA-binding transcription factor activity, RNA polymerase II-specific. Lineage: Eukaryota; Metazoa; Chordata; Actinopteri; Perciformes; Serranidae. The record is from RefSeq and is a predicted model, not a curated record. The transcript has 12 exons.